This is a messenger RNA of Triticum dicoccoides, 860 nucleotides long. RefSeq lists its product as uncharacterized. NCBI's taxonomy places the organism in Eukaryota, Viridiplantae, Streptophyta, Magnoliopsida, Poales, Poaceae. The record is from RefSeq and is a predicted model, not a curated record. The transcript has 3 exons. The coding region runs from base 69 to 611 and encodes 180 amino acids.
AAGCCAACCCCAUCGCCACCGGCUCACUGCUAAGAACACACUCCCGCCCCACCCCACCGACAGCAGCAAUGAAGGCCCUCGCCGGCGACGGCAACGCCUCAGCGCCGCUUCUGCAGGCGACCAAGAUCAGCAUCCCCGCCUCCUCCACGGGCGGGGCCGCGGAGGCCGCGCUCCUCGGGAAGGGCCGGUACAAGGUGUGGGCCCUCGCCGCCAUCGCGCUCCUCGCGCUCUGGUCCAUGUCGGCCGCCUCUGUCUCCCUCCGCUGGUCAGCCGGUGACCUAGCCGCCGCUGUCUCAGGGGACCUCGACGCGCCACUCCGCGACGAUCUCGAUUCCCUCGAGAUGGAGGAAAGGGAGAAAUUAGUUGGUCGGAUGUGGGACAUGUACACACGCACCAGCGAUGAGGUACGCCUUCCACGGUUCUGGCAGGAAGCAUUCGAGGCUGCAUACGAGGAGCUUGCUGGUGAUGAUAUGCAGGUCCGCGACACGGCCAUCUCUGAGAUUGCUCGAAUGUCAGCCCACAGACUUGAGCUUGAGCAGCCUAUGAAUGCGAACCAGGAAGAGGGCAAGGUGAGCAUCAUGAAUAAUGAUCAUGGCAGAGUGAAGCAGUAGUUUCAAAACUGAAGAUCUAUCACAGUCGCGGACAACAAAUAUCAGAAGCUGAACUUUGAAGCUUUUAUGUAAACUGAAAUUUUCUGUAUGGGAGGGCAAGCAAAUGCUUGCCAUGAUGCAAAGUUUUAACUUCCCCGCAGUAGAGCAUUGUAUUAUGUUCGAGAUCGAUAAGAACGAACGAUCGAAAGAGUUGUAAAGUGAAUCAAGUCGUCUUUAUUGAUAGUGAUGGAUCCUUAUAUACAACAUGUA